Messenger RNA from Nelumbo nucifera (sacred lotus), 1311 nucleotides. Its product is annotated as putative xyloglucan endotransglucosylase/hydrolase protein 30. Gene Ontology annotation, molecular function: hydrolase activity, hydrolyzing O-glycosyl compounds; xyloglucan:xyloglucosyl transferase activity. NCBI's taxonomy places the organism in Eukaryota, Viridiplantae, Streptophyta, Magnoliopsida, Proteales, Nelumbonaceae. The record is from RefSeq and is a predicted model, not a curated record. Gene Ontology annotation, cellular component: apoplast; cell wall. Gene Ontology annotation, biological process: xyloglucan metabolic process; cell wall biogenesis.
AGUGAAGUAUCAACCCAGAACUCUCGACAAAGCGUCAUUUUUUUCGUUACGGGUUUUUCGAGUUGCAGAGGAAGCAGGAGAAGGGAUAGAGAGAAGAGGGAAAAAGGAAGAGAGUGAAGGAAAAGAAGAGCAGAACAAAAUAGAUGGAUCGUUUACGUUCUUCUUCUUCUCUAUGUAGAAGUAGAGCGUUGUCGUAUCUCUGUUUCUUUCUGUGUAUCUCUUGCGUCGCAGCAACAGAUUUUAAUGUUACGACUAUUAGGUUUGACGAAGGCUAUUCUCCUCUGUUCGGUGAUUCGAAUGUCGUCCGUUCGUCCGACGGCAAGAGCGUCCAUCUCCUGCUCGACCGUUACACAGGUUCUGGUUUCAUAUCGUCGAGCCUCUACAACCAUGGAUUCUUCAGUGCUAAGAUUAAGUUGCCGGCCGAUUACACAGCCGGCGUUGUCGUCGCCUUCUACACAUCCAACGGAGAUGUGUUCGAGAAGACGCACGACGAGCUGGAUUUCGAGUUCCUUGGAAACAUUCAUGGCAAAGAGUGGAGGUUCCAGACAAACGUCUACGGCAACGGGAGCACCCACCGUGGGCGAGAAGAGAGGUACUACCUCUGGUUCGACCCGACCCGCGAGUUCCAUCGGUAUAGCAUCCUCUGGACAGCCAACAACAUCAUAUUCUACGUGGAUGAUGUUCCAAUCCGACAGGUGGUAAGAAACGACGCAAUGGGUGGCGACUACCCAUCAAAGCCCAUGUCGUUAUACGCAACAAUAUGGGACGCCUCCAACUGGGCAACUUCCGGUGGCAAGUACAAAGUGAACUACGAAUACGCUCCCUUUGUUUCCCACUUCUCCGACCUAGUCCUCCAAGGGUGCCCCUCCGAUCCCAUCCAGCAGCUCCCCACCGGCAGCUGUGCCGAGAAGGAUGCCGAACUGGAGAGUGCAGACUAUGCCGUCAUCACGCAGGAGCGACGCGCCGCCAUGAAGAACUUCAGGCAGAGAUACAUGUACUACUCUUAUUGUUACGAUUCAUUGCGGUACCCUGUCCCACCACCGGAGUGUGUCACAGUUCCAGCGGAGAGGAGGCGGUUCAAGGAUACUGGUAGGCUGAAGUUCGAUAGCCACCACCACCGCCACUCGAAGCGGCCCAGACGGGUUCCGACUGGUUCAGCAUCUAACAAACAGGCCGAGAUGUAAAUGAGGUUGUUGUUAUUUGUGGAGAUGGUGGUUGAUUUUUUUUCUUUCUCAUUGUUUUGUUCAUGUUGAUGUGAUUGUAAAGAAAAAUAUAUCAAUAAGAUCUCAAUAUGAUUUUCCCAUUAUUCAA